Messenger RNA from Acanthaster planci (crown-of-thorns starfish), 2784 nucleotides. RefSeq lists its product as uncharacterized. The record is from RefSeq and is a predicted model, not a curated record. NCBI's taxonomy places the organism in Eukaryota, Metazoa, Echinodermata, Asteroidea, Valvatida, Acanthasteridae. Gene Ontology annotation, cellular component: membrane.
CACUGAUUCUCCAGCCGGAGUUUCGCCUGCUACGACGGUAGUGUCGAUGGGAAAUGAGGGGGUAAACGGCGCGGUGACGACCAGUGUGCCACCGGCUAAGGGCGCUCGCUGUACUGUCAUCGUCGUCAUGGCAAAGCCUGAGGCAUCCGACAACGUGAAUUUCACCAUGACGUUUGACGAAUCCCCGAUGUACAUUCACGAGGGGGAAGACAAGAAUGUAACGAUCGUCUACUCCGGUCUGACAUUUCCCCGCGUUAUGCAUCUGAAGACCAGCGACGAGAACAUGUUCAGGGUGGUCAGCAACGACACCAUGCUCCUGACGACGACAGCAGGAGACGACAACACCACAGUAACGGUCACACUCCGCGGCGUCCGACUCGGCAUCACCAUGCUCCAAAUUUUGUUGUUGGACCCGAGCAACCCCGAGGGCGAUGUGGGGAUUCUCACGCUGAUGGUGAAAACAAAGCGAGUCCCGCGGGUCAUCGACGCCAUGUUCGACUACAUGCUCCUGCCCCUGGUCCUGAUCGCCACCUGCGGCAUGGGCUGCAAGCUGGACACGGACCAAAUCAAAGGCAAGCUGCGGCGCCCGAUCCCGGUGUUCGUGGGCCCAGUCUGUCAGUUCAUCUGUAUGCCGCUGGUAGCGCUGUCCAUCUCCAAGCUCUUCCAGUUCGACCCGCUGACGGCCAUGGGGCUGAUCACGGUGGGCUCCUGUCCCGGCGGCGGGCUCAGCAACAUGAUCACCCUGCUGUUGGAUGCUGACCUGAUCAUGAGCGUCACCAUGACGUUCCUGUCCACCUGCCUGGCUCUCGGCAUGCUGCCCCUCAACCUCUUCAUCUACAGCCGCUUCUACAGGGCGGAGGGAUCCGAGGAGUCGGGCAUCAACCUACCCAUCACCAAUAUCAUCAUGCAGAUCUCCUUCCUCACGGUGCCCUUACUCCUAGGGAUGCUGAUCCGGGCGAAACUUCCCAAGAUAGCUNAGUAUGUCAUCAAAUCCCUCAACAUACUCUCUCUCACCCUGGUGCUGCUCACGUUGGGCGUGGGUCUGUACUCCAAUACCUACAUUGUCUUCUCCCCACCGCUGGUUCUUGUGGGUGGUUUCCUUCAUCCAACCUGUGGAUUUAUAAUCGGCUUCCUUCUGUCCAAAAUCUUGGCACGAUUCCCCAACGAGACGGCUGUGACAGUCAGCGUGGAGACCGGGGUACAGAACAACCUCAUCGCCAUCUCCAUGCUGAAGCUGUCCUUCGACCAGCCGGAAGCCGACAUCAUGGCCCGCAUGCCCAUGAUCGUGGCCAUCUCGGCGAUCAGCAUCGGCAUCGGUAUGAUAGCGGCCUCCAUCCCCAUCAACCGCCGCCGCAGACGUAGGGAGAAGCGGGCCAAAGAGCUGCGCGACGUGACCGACAAAUACGACUACCACCCUGUGGAGAUGGCCGAGAGGUCGUCGAGCGAGGAAGAGGGGGAAGAGAGCGAGGAGCCGACCGUCAGCAACGGGGAGAUCGGGCAGAGAAAAGGUUCCGUGCCCUCGUAUGACCUGGUGGUGAUUGAAAAGCCACCAAUCAAUGUCGGUGGCCCAGAAACCGUAGUUUAAAGAGUGUUUUGAUCUUUCCACGGUCACUGCUUUACAUGUACAUAAUGUACAUGCCGGAUUUCGCAGUAAAAAUCACCAACAGGGAAAAGAAUCCCUCUCCGUUUCUUGUUAGUUCCUCUGACCAAAACGACGCCGAAUAGCUCGCAAGACACCCAGAAAGCAUGUUCCUAAACUCCGAAUUAAUGGUGAUACAAUUUGCUGUCGGACGGAGCAAAGGCGCCUUACUUGGGCAUACACGUAAUUUUGUUGUAGCUAUAAAGAAUCGGUAUGUUUUGUCAUAUUUUGGGGACACGCGCAUAUGGCAAUGCAUGUACAUGUAAGCUUAUACGCGGGUAUAAAGCCAAGUGCAUUGUUCAAGCGUUUAUCGUUGGCUUCUAGGAAUGAUUUUGUUGAUUAGAUGUAACUUCUCUUUCCCAGCUAAUUUAGAUCACUUCGUUGUCCCAGUAAACGUACAAUUAGUGAUUGUAAGAACUGUCAUUUUUAUCCAAGUAGCAUUUACCAUAUGUACCUUUAAAACUCUUAAAAUAUGAUUGGAGAACUAGUAUUACUAAGCUAUUUAAGCUGUUUAAGCUAUUUUGUCAACAAAACAAAAUAACUUGUAAUUAAAGACAUUAUGUUUGGGUUAUGUCCAUUGUUCAAAUAUACUUCUCACAAAAUAUGCACGCAGAACUACUUUCGUAUAAGGAAUGGAGUCUUCAGUACCAUUUUUUUCAGUUUCUAUAUUUUAUCAGUAUUAAUCUGUCUUUAACAGAGACAUUUUGUCAUCACUAAGCGUUUGUUUUAUUUUAAGUGUAAAAAGUGUAAAAAGUGGAAGUAAAAGAGAUAGGGAAAAGCGAUGUUUUGACCCUUUUGAUCUUUUUGUUACUUGACCACCAUCUAUUUGACGUAAAAGCCUGGAGACCAAGGUUUCAACAUUAAUUCUUGGACGAGACUUGCUACUGUUUUAUUCUUCAUAUGUGCGCCUUAUUCACGCAGCUCACUUAACAUUGCCGAUUAUCUUUAAAUAAUCACGUGAAAUGUUAUAGCCUCCUCUAUAUAUUGCAUGGCUGUACAAUAGAAAUUUGUUUGUUUGCAUCUUUUUAGUUUAUGCGUUGAUUUAAUAUAGUAAAAGUCGACGCAGUCGCAAAUCUAACGCAAAAAUAUCAUGCCCAUAUUCCCAAUGCUACCGUUUAAACGGGAGCAAACUGUAAAAUUUCACU